AGCAUCACGAAGUACUCGGAAACCAGCAACGAACACAAUGGUCGCAGCUAUGAGCGAUACAUUCCUCUCUCAUCCGCUUCAUACGCUUGCCCAUCUCGCUUCCGAGUACACAAACGGACUAUCGCUUCGCGAACGACCUUCGGCCACGUCUGACCAUGGCAUCUCAACGUACAUCGCAGCCUCCUUUGAUGAUCGCACUAAACAAGCCAAGAUUCCCUCCUUCAAUGAUGUUCCAUUCAGCGAGCUGGAGUCGGGAGCAGUAUGUCGCUUUGCCGCGUUUAUUCAGGACCCUGACGCUUCUGGGACAGAGGUCUUUGUAGGUUAUUCGAAGGACUCGUCAUCGGACAAAUGGAAAUCGCACCGAUUUGGUCCGUACGAUGGUCCUGAGGUCGGCUACGGAGCAUCCGACAACAUCAUUUUGGAGGAAAGGACUUCCAUGUACGCAACCUCGAUCCCAGGUGAAGCGUCUUGGAUGAAGGAGAACGAGCUCCCAGAACUUGAUGACGUUUCUCUGAGCCGGAAAGCGCGGUAUUUGCCUGACCGAUAUCCGAAAAACGCACCGCAUCGGGCGGCUUUGCUGAAGUUCUACGCCGGCUGCGGCGCAAACAUUAAAGUUUGCGACAUAGUUGAGGUGAUUGGCUUACUGGAAUUCAACGACUCUGAUGAGGCCACUACUGAGGAUGAAGACGAUCACGAUCGUAUUCCCAUGAUUCACGUCCUGUCGUUCCGUCAAUUCCCUAAUAUUCAGGGGCUUUACCUACACCAAAACCUCACUCGACUAACGGAUCAUGAGAGCGCGAGAGCGAAGAUCCUCACCAAGGUGUCCUCUGUAUUCUCAGGGGACAUGAAGGCGGCUGAGCUUCUUCUCUUGUCCCUGCUAUCAAGCGUCAUCCGCCGUCAGAAUCAACAGGUUUUGGGUAUGCUAUCUCUCAACGUCUACGCAUGUCCCGGAGACGUUGCGCCGAAGCUGGUGCGGCUUCUGAAAUCGGUCUUGCCGUCUCUGAUGUCAGAGAAGUUGGAUUUGGACACAUUAAACACGCGCAACAUGGUGCCGAGUUCAGAUGGAGAGACUCUUCGUUCGGGAACUUGCCAGCUGGCACAGGGUACCUGCUUGCUUCUAGACGAGGGUGGCAUGAAGGACGGUCAGCUCGGCGACCGAGGUGUUCGCCAAAUUCGUGCGCUCACGAGGAUGAUUACGGCCCAGGUCGUACCCUUUCAGUUCCCUUUCAGCGAUUUUGAAGUCGAGACGGACUGUCCGGUCAUCAUCCUUGGGCAAACGAAGACGAUCUUGCCGGUGGAUUUCGCAGUCGCUCUGAAGCCGCAGCUGCAGGAAGCCACCGCUUCGGUAUCGCCUCUAUCUAAUGGGGAGUUGGAGGAUGUACGGAGUUACCUUGCUUCAGCACGGAAUUUGGAGGUGAAUAUUUCCAGUGAAAUAUCCGAGAGAAUUCAGAAUGAUUUCGUGAACAUGAAGAAGGCGGGCCGAGAUGAUCCUGUCAAGGCUUUAGGUGGACGGAUUGAAGUUGCCAGGCUUUUGGCGAAGAGUUAUUUGCGGACGUCGAUGUUGUGGGAUGACUGGGAACAUGCUGGAUUUCUGGUAAGAUAAAAAUACACAUACCGAGAAUGGAAGAAUCCCGGUC
This is a messenger RNA of Saitoella complicata NRRL Y-17804, 1637 nucleotides long. RefSeq lists its product as uncharacterized. The transcript has 3 exons. Gene Ontology annotation, biological process: DNA-templated DNA replication. The coding region runs from base 38 to 1603 and encodes 521 amino acids. Gene Ontology annotation, molecular function: chromatin binding. Lineage: Eukaryota; Fungi; Ascomycota; Saitoellomycetes; Saitoellales; Saitoellaceae. The record is from RefSeq and is a predicted model, not a curated record.